Messenger RNA from Phlebotomus argentipes, 1021 nucleotides. It is a transcript of the gene Pex12, whose product is annotated as peroxisome assembly protein 12. NCBI's taxonomy places the organism in Eukaryota, Metazoa, Arthropoda, Insecta, Diptera, Psychodidae. The record is from RefSeq and is a predicted model, not a curated record. Gene Ontology annotation, biological process: protein import into peroxisome matrix; protein monoubiquitination. The transcript has 2 exons. Gene Ontology annotation, cellular component: peroxisomal importomer complex; peroxisomal membrane. Gene Ontology annotation, molecular function: ubiquitin-protein transferase activity; zinc ion binding; protein binding. The coding region runs from base 38 to 994 and encodes 318 amino acids.
UUCUUUUGGGACAAACAACACUCCGAAGAGAUUCGCAAUGGCAGAGAAUUCAGCUCAUUUAGCAGCAAAUUUGCAGAGUAAACCAUCGAUUUUCGAGGUGGUGGCUGCAGAAUCCCUCGCGGGAACAUUCUAUCCAGCGUUUCGGCGAAUUACACAGUUCUUGGUUUUGAGGAAUCCAGAGACGUUUGCUUUCGUGCUGAGACACUACGAUGAAAUAUUCUUCCUAGCCAAUGGAGUGAUUCAGAGUUACUACCUGAAGAACCGAGGCGGAACUCUGGCGGAAGUGUUCUACGGCCUGAGGAGAUUCUCAACGGGAAGCAAUGACUUCAGCAGGAAAGAUCGGAUUCUUGCUCUGCUUUUCUCUGUGAUUUUUCCUUAUGUGAAGAUAAAGGCGGAUAAGCGGAUUAAUCAGUGGAAGGAGGCCCUAAGGGACGGAGAUUGGAUGCCAAGAGCUGGCCUGAAGCAGCUCAUAAUCAAGAUUCACGGCGUUUCCAUUGGUGUUCAUGAGUGCCUCAAGAUUGUUCAGUACAUCGCUUACUUGUCGGGCAACUCUCAAUCCCACACGCCGCUCUUCAGAGCCAUAAAUCAAGGACUGACGUACAUCCAGGGAGAUGAUGAAGAGACUGAGUGGACGUGGAGGAAUUUGCUGCGCGGACACCUGAAGAUGUCUACAAUCUUGAGCGAAGUCAUUCUUAAGAGCCUCGAGUUUUCCGCCUUCUUCAUCCAAUUUCUGCAGUGGUGGCAAACUGAGGCGCAGCACACAGAUCUCACGAGUCUUCCCACGCCCAGCUUCCCCGUGCUCACGCGGGACCUCAACUACCAGAACGUGUGUCCAGUUUGCCUGGGCAAAUGGAAUCGGCCGGCGUGUUGCGCCCUUUCCGGCUACAUUUACUGCUACAAGUGCAUCGUGACGGCGAUCGAGAGGACGGGCGUCUGUCCAGCUUCCAACUAUCCCAUCUCCAUCGAGGACAUCUUCCUUGUGUACGAUGACUAGAAUAAAACACUGGUGAUUUUGAAUCAA